Messenger RNA from Rhinolophus ferrumequinum (greater horseshoe bat), 1030 nucleotides. RefSeq names its product leukocyte cell derived chemotaxin 2 (gene LECT2). Bases 198 to 728 code for a protein of 176 amino acids. The record is from RefSeq and is a predicted model, not a curated record. The transcript is spliced from 5 exons. NCBI's taxonomy places the organism in Eukaryota, Metazoa, Chordata, Mammalia, Chiroptera, Rhinolophidae.
UCCUACAUGUGAACCAAAUAGCUACCUGUGGAGUAUUAGAAUUUGACUUGCUCAUUCUUAUAUUUUUCUGUUUUAUACUAAAGAAAGGACAGACGCAGAAUUCUAAGACUAAAUAGCUAGAAAAUAUUUAUUCAAACUUGAGUGUGGAGCAGUUCUACUUAUCAGAGGAAGGAACGUCACAGGGAAACAAAAGCCAAAUGUUUUCCACAGGAGUCUUCCUUUUGGCUGUUUUGAUUUCUACUGCACUGGCUGGCCCAUGGGCUAAUAUAUGCGCUGGCAAGUCUUCCAAUGAGAUCAGGACGUGUGACAGCCAUGGCUGUGGCCAGUACACUGCUCAAAGGAACCACAGGCCUCAUCAGGGUGUGGAUGUCUUGUGUUCUGAUGGAUCUACUGUGUAUGCACCAUUCACCGGAAUGAUCACGGGCCAGGAGAAACCUUAUAAAAACAAAAAUGCCAUCAAUAAUGGUGUACGGAUAUCUGGAAGAGCCGGAUCAAGAAAAAGAACAUCAGCAAUAUCCCAGGGACGUUUGGUGCUACCUUUUGUCAUUAGUCCCAGCGAAGGUUUCUGUAUUAAAAUGUUCUACAUUAAGCCAAUUAAAUAUAAAGGUUCUAUCAAGAAGGGAGAAAAACUGGGAACUCUACUGCCUUUGCAGAAGGUUUAUCCUGGCAUACAAUCCCACAUACAUAUUGAAAACUGUGACUUGAGUGAUCCCACUGUGUACCUGUAAGUGGAAGACAAAUGACCAGAUCUUCCAGAUAGAAGGCCAUUUUCUUAAAGCCUGAAUGCAUAUCCUGCUUUUCAAAUUUGUGUUCAAAUAGAAACAUGAUGAAUGCAAGAAAGAAAACAGUAUUUUGAUUUCAGCUUACUGCCAUUUGGAUGUUUUUGCGUGUCAACUAACUUCUCAGGGCUUUCUGACCUUUCUAUAACCUAUGAGAUCUGGGGUGGUGUUCUUUGGUUUUUGUUUGUUUUGUUUUAAAGAUUUCUUAGUCCUAAAUACAUAGGAUAAAUAAACAUACAAAUUCAAGCUGA